GCUCCGAGCUCGCCCCGGGCCCGGCCCUCUCCCAUCGCUCCGACCUCGCCCAUCGUCCCGGUCCCGGUCCCGGUCCCAAUCCCGCCCUGAGCCUGCCCCGAUCUCGGCCCUCGCCCAUCGUCCCGGUCCCAAUCCCGCCCCGAGCCCGCCCCGGGCCCGCCCCGUGACUCGUCAGCGCGGGGCGCCGCGCGCAGUUCCCGCUGGACCCGCCCGGGCGCUGCCGCCGCGGCCCCGUUCUCGUCCCUCCGCCAGGAUGUCGGCCAAUGUCCCUGGGAGCUCAAACAUGGCUGCUGGCAGCAAUCGCCGGCUGCAGCAAACCCAGCACCAAGUGGAUGAGGUUGUUGACAUCAUGAGGGUGAACGUGGACAAGGUCCUGGAGCGGGAUCAGAAGCUGUCGGAGCUGGAUGACCGCGCUGAUGCCCUGCAGGCAGGAGCCUCCCAGUUCGAGACCAGCGCGGCCAAGCUGAAGAGGAAGUACUGGUGGAAGAACUGCAAGAUGUGGGCAAUAUUGAUAGGUGUUGUUGUCAUUAUCAUCAUCAUCAUUAUUGUCUGGAGUGUGUAUUCAUGAAUUACAAGAAGAAACUCAAUUCAACUGAAGGUGCCUUUGGGAAUCCACUUCAGCCUCUCCACUUCAAACCUGCUGCCUUCUCAGCCCGUUUACUGCUGUUUAAAGCAAACCUAUUUUGAUUACCGAGACGUUAACUAACCUUACUGGUGGC
This is a messenger RNA of Melospiza melodia melodia, 719 nucleotides long. RefSeq names its product vesicle associated membrane protein 3 (gene VAMP3). Gene Ontology annotation, cellular component: SNARE complex; plasma membrane. NCBI's taxonomy places the organism in Eukaryota, Metazoa, Chordata, Aves, Passeriformes, Passerellidae. The transcript has 5 exons. The coding region runs from base 254 to 568 and encodes 104 amino acids. Gene Ontology annotation, biological process: vesicle fusion; vesicle-mediated transport; SNARE complex assembly. The record is from RefSeq and is a predicted model, not a curated record. Gene Ontology annotation, molecular function: SNAP receptor activity; syntaxin-1 binding.